CGCCAGCCGCGGCGGCCAUUGGAGGGUGAACCAACAGCAAAAGGAAGACCUUUCUCGCUAUCUCUCUCUCUCACUGUCCACUCUGCCUGUCAAAAAAAAAUAUAUAUAUAUGUUUUUAAUACCUGCUUCCACUGAUCUGUCCACAUUUUGCCAGAACUAAGUGCUAAGAGGUUAUAUGGGAAUAUCUAUAAUGGAAUAAUAUUACUUUGAAUUACAGACAUGAGUGUGGAGAGUUGAGGAGAGAGAGAGAGAGAGAGGGAAAGAGAAACCUUAACAUAAAAAUAUGGUGAGGGUGUGGUGCUGUGGUGCAGUGGGUUAAGUCACUGCCUGCAGUGCCUGCAUUCCAUAUGGGUGCUGGUUUGAGUCCUGACAAUUCCACUUGUGUUAUGGCACCCUGCUAAUGCACCUGGGAAAGUAGCAGAAGAUGGCUCAAGUCCCUGGGCCCCUGCCAUACACAUGGUAGCUCCUGGCUUCUGCCUGGCUCACCCCAUUUGCUCUAGACAUUUGAGGAAUGAACCAGUGGAUGGAAGACCUCUCUCUCUGUCUCAGAUUUGUAUAUAACAUCCACAACCUUUUUUUUUUUUUUUAAAGAUGUAUUUAUUUGAAAGGCAGAGUUACAGAGGUCAGGAGGAGAGAGAGAGAGAGAGAUCUUCCAUCUGUUGGUUCACUCCCCAAAUGGCCACAACGGUCAGAGCUGGGCUGGUCCCAGAUCAGGAGCUAGGAGCUUCUUUCUGGUCUCCCAUGUGGGUGCAGGAACCUAUAGAUGUGGACCAUCUUCUGCUUUCCAAAGUCAUUAACAGGGAGCUGGAUCAGAAGUAGAGCAGCCAGGACUUGAACUGGCACCCAUGCAGGAUGCCAGCACUGUAGUUGGCAGCUUUACCCACUAAGCCACAGCACUGGCCACCACAAGCAUCCUUUAUAUCAUCUCUUAGAGGACAUCCAAUAGUAUUUCAAAGAAAAUGCUGUGUAAAUAGUUGUUAUACCACAUUGUUUAGAGAACAGUGUCUAGAAAAAAAGCUCUGUUCGGUACAGAUGCAACUUUUUUUCUCAAUAUUUUCUGAGUUUGGUUGAAUCCAUAGGUGAAGAAUUUAUGGCUUGGAAAGCUGAAUGUAUUUAAAAUAUCAGUCACUUAAGACUUCACCCCUGCAUCUUAAAGUCUACAUUACUAGGAAGCUAGAGUUAGGUGGUAAAGGUAGGCACUCUGAUGUCGGUGGGGGUGUCCCGCCCAUUAGGCCAAACACCUGCUCGGGUAAGAGUAUCUUACCGCCUUCUUUAAUAUUAUACCCAAACUCCACGAGUUGUAGUUUUGUAAAGGUUACUUGCAUUGUGGAAUCAAAAAUGAAUUUUAUUAUUUUUAACAUUUGAUGUAUUAAAAUCCAUUGCACUUUUAAUUGUAUAUUGUACCCAUUUCACAAUUUUGUUCAGUCAUACAUUGGUCAUUUGGAAACUUGGUAAGGAACUUGUACAGAUCGUCUACUAUCACACCCAUCAUCUUCAGUUUGAUCUCGUCAGGGGAGGCUUGGUUCAUUGGGCAGCUGUCAGGUUCACAGAAUGCUUGAAAGCUCAGAUAUUUCAUUGGCAGCAAAUAGUGUCAGUGGUUUUCUUGAAGAAGCACUCUCCCUUUCUUUGUGUUGGAGAAAAUGACUGCCAAAUAUACAAGGCAGAAUAACCCGUUUGUGAAUUGUUCUUUCAAGUAAAAAUGGUUGUCCCUGGGGAAAAAAAAAAAGCCAAAACUGUCCAGCUCAGCCUGCUGCUCAGUCACACCAAUGUUUUCUUCUAGACAGCCUUGUACUUUGGCACAGCACAGUGCUUCCUGUGGACUGCCCGUUUCUAGCAAGUAUCUAGAAGCCCCGGGCUCCAGACUUGAAAGUGGUAAUUCUGACUCCCUGCUUCGUUCCUUAAGCACACAUUGCAAAGGAAGCUGGCUUUUUGGCUUUUAAGCUGCUAAUGUGUGGCCGUGGCGACUGCUUUCAUUUGCUGCCAUUGCUCUGAGUAUGCUGAGGCGCCAGCAGUUUCCCCACACUUGCUUUUGCACCAGAAGUGCUAAUGUCAGCACAGUGAAAAGACAAAUCGUGUCUUCGUGUCAAGCUAAAAAUAGUUGGGACCUCUGAGAAGGUCUUGGGGACUCCCAGGAAUCCCGAAGCCACCUUUUGAGAACCCCUGCUUGAAGUGCAUGGGGCCACCCUCACAGCAUCGUCCCUGCAGUGUCAGAAGUCAGCGUUUCUGUAGUCCGUGACUUCGUAGUCACACGGGGUGGACUGUCCUCUUGUGAGAUGGGCAGCGUCAUGGGGCAGUGCUCUGGCCAGGCCUUCUUGUUAGCAUUCUUCUACGGAGAUUCCAGCUCCUGCUGCCUCCCCGCACCUCCCGUUCAUCUGCAGGCUCGGCGUAAAGGCUUCCCCUGGUCCUCCGACUGGGAUGCUGUUCCGUUUGUACUUCCCACAGGGCUUACAUUGUUGGUUUGCACCCUCCGGGUUUUUUUUUUUUUUUUUCUUUUUUCUUUCUUUUUUUGUCGAUCCCUUUAAUUACUUAAAGACCACAAGGAGUUACUGUUUCCUUUGCAAUCCUCGUGAUUAAGAAAAAGGCGUGGAGGGCGUUUUGUAACUGGUAGCCUCACUGUAGUGAAGUCUAAACUAAAAGCCGAGUAAAAGAAAUAACGGGUUGGUUGCCUAUUUCCUGAUGGCAAGCCUUGGAAGGAUCCGAAGUAGCGAACGCCGUUUACUGUUUACUUAUGCGGUUCUGUUGCCCUCGGCUCCUCGGCGCACCCGGUGGUCAACAAAUAUUCACAUCGGGGCUGGAGUGCCAAGCGACCGGCUUGUACAAUGAAGACAGAAACCUGCUUCGAAUUAGAGAGAAGGAGAGGCGCAAUCAGGAAGCUCACCAAGAGAAAGAGCCACUUCCGGAAAAGAUUCCCCUUUUUGGGGAGCCUUACAAGACAGCAAAAGGUGAUGAGCUCUCCAGUCGUAUACAGAACAUGUUAGGAAGCUAUGAAGAAGUGCAGGAGUUCUAUAGUAGCAAGCCCCAAUCCCAGCCCUUGGACGCUUCUGGGAACAGGUUGGAAAGGCCGAGAUAUCCUUUCUUUCCUGACAAGGGGAGCAGCAUUCCAUCUAACUCCUUCCAAACUGCCGUCCCCCACCAGCCCAUUCACACUCCCGCCUCUGGACCACUUCCUGUUGGUAACGUUAACCACAAUCCAAAGAUGGCACAGCCAAGAAUGGAACCAAUGACAAGUGUCCAUGCCAGAAGUUAUGGCUCACUGGACAGUCAGCACCUGACCCAGGAUCGCCCUGGUCAGGAAGGGUACAGCUCCAGUCAUCACAAAAAAGGGGACCGCAGGACUGAUGGAGAACAUUGUGCUUUGAUGAUGGCCUCUGCUGCAGGGAAGGAGCUUUCUCCCUUAAUCUCUUUGCCAUCUCCAGUACCCCCUUUGUCACCUCUACAUUCCAACCAGCAGAGUCUUCCCAGGACACAAGGAAGCAGCAAGGUUCAUAGCAGUAACAACAGCAAAGGCUACUGCCUGGCCAAAUCUCCCAAGGACCCAGUGGUGAAAGUCCAUGAAAAAGAGACCCCUCAAGACAGCUUGGUGGCAGUGGCCAGCCUUGGGAUAGCCCCUCCCCAGCCACCUUCUCAGACAUUUCCACCCUCCUCCCUCCCCUCAAAAACCAUUGCCAUGCAACAGAAGCCUACAGCUUAUGUCCGGCCCAUGGAUGGUCAAGACCAGGCUCCCAGUGAGUCUCCUGAACUGAAACCACUGCCGGAGGACUACCGACAGCAGACCUUUGAAAAAACAGACUUAAAAGUGCCUGCCAAAGUCAAACUCACCAAGCUGAAGAUGCCUUCUCAGUCAGCUGAGCAGACCUACUCCAAUGAAGCCCAUUGUGUUGAAGAGAUUCUGAAGGAAAUGACCCAUUCAUGGCCUCCUCCUUUGACAGCAAUACAUACGCCUAGUACAGCUGAGCCAUCCAAAUUUCCUUUCCCCACAAAGGAGUCUCAGCACAUUUCUUCUGCAACCCAAAACCAAAAACAAUAUGAGACAUCUUCAAAAACCCACCCUACUUCUCAGCAGGGGACAUCCAUGCUUGAAGAUGACCUUCAGCUCAGCGACAGUGAGGACAGUGACAGUGAACAAACCCCAGAGAAGCCGCCUUCCUCAGCCGCACCUCCAAGUGCUCCCCAGUCGCUUCCACAGCCAGUGGCAUCAGCACAUUCCAGUAGUGCCGAGUCGGAGAGCAGCAGUGACUCGGACAGCUCCUCAGACUCGGAGAGUGAGAGCAGUUCCAGUGACAGCGAAGAGAAUGAGCCCCUUGAAACCCCGGCUCCAGAGCCAGAGCCUCCAACAACCAACAAAUGGCAGUUGGACAACUGGUUGACCAAAGUGAGCCAGCCAGCAGCGCUCCCUGAAGGCCUCGGGCGCCCAGAGCCCGUGCGCCGACACCAGGAGGGCAAGGGCGGCAGUGACAGCGGCACAACAGGGCAGGAACAUGCUGACCCCAAAGAUCCAACCGCCAAGAACUCCAGCAAAGCCCCCCGGAUCCCUCCCGAAGGCUCUCACUCUGGAAAGAGAAGCUGCCAGAAGUCACCUGCACCCCAGGAACCUUUGCUGAGGCAAACCCUUGGAACCAAACAACCCAAAAAGCCCGCCAAAGUUGCUGGCCAGGCCCACUCGCAGGCUGGCCUGCAGGUGGAAAGUGAGCCAGGACGGGCCCUGGACUCUGUGCAGCAGACCGCCAAGGACAAGCCUAAAGUGAAGACGAAAGGCAGGCCACGCUCUGGGGCUGGCCGAGAGUCCAAGCCUGCUGUUCCCACCCCCGGUGAGCGGAAAAAACACAAGAGCCCCCCGCCACCGGCCCCCUGCAAGGCGCCUGCGGGCCGGGAACCCACAAAGGAACACGCAGAGGCCCGGAGCCCCGAACCCUUAGCUCUUGUUCCCUUGGCACAGAGCCAAGGUGUGCCCCCCAGCGGCAGCGGCGCCAGGACUAGUGGCUGCCGGCAGGCUGUGGUCGUCCAGGAGGACGGCCGCAGAGACAAACUCCCGGUGCCUUUGAGAGACACCAAGUUGCUCUCGCCGCUCAGGGACCCUCCUCUCCCACAAAGCCUGAUGGUGAAGAUCACCUUGGACCUUCUUACACGCAUACCCCACCCGCCUGGCAAGGGCAGCCGCCAAAAGAAACCCGAGGACAAACAGCUGCCUGCUGGGAGGAAGCAAGACUCCGAGAAGAAAAGCUCCGACCCCUCUUGCAAGUUGGCCAAAAAGAGGAAGGGCGAAGCAGAAAAAGACUACGAUAACAAGAGAAUCAGACUGGAGAAAGAAGUCAAACCCCAGUCCUCUUCAUCCUCAUCCUCCCACAGAGAAUCUUCUAAAACAAAGAUACCCAGGCCCUCCUCAGAGCCCUCAAAGAAGGAGAUGCCUCCCCCUCCACCUGUGUCCUCGUCCUCCUCGUCCUCGUCUUCUUCUUCCUCCUCCUCCUCCUCCUCCCAGAAGCCAACGAAGCCUGCACACAAGAGGUCCAGGCAGGAAGCAGACAGCUGUGGCUCAGACCCUCACAAAAGUGCCAGUAGUACCAAGAGCAGCCAUAAAGACUCUUCCGUCGUCAAGCACAGAAAAGUACCGGGGAAGGGCUGUGGAGGCGCUGUGGAGCACAAGGGAGCUUCUGGGGAUGCUGCGAAUCCCUUCCCCGUGCCUUCUUUGCCAAAUGGUAACUCUAAACCAGGGAGGCCUCAAGUGAAGCGCAACAGACAACAAGCUGAUUUUCACAUGAAGGAAGCCAAAAAGUUGAAGGACAAAGCAGAGACAAUGACUGACAAAGUUGGGAAAGCUUUCAAGUACCUGGAAGCCGUCUUGUCCUUCAUCGAGUGCGGGAUAGCCAUGGAGUCGGAGAGCCCGGCGUGCAAGGCCGCCUACGCCGUCUACUCCGACACCGCAGAGCUCCUCAAGUUCAUAAUGUCAUUAAAAUCCUUUUCAAGUGCCACAACCCAAGAGAAAAUAUUUGCUGUUUUAUGCAUGCGUUGCCAGUCCAUUUUGAAUAUGGCAAUGUUUCGGUGUAAAAAAGACAUAGCAAUAAAGUAUUCCCGUACUCUCAACGAACACUUUUGCACCAGUUCUUCCAAAGUUGCCCAAGCACCUUCUCCAUGCAUCGCAAGAAGCACGGGCACACCAUCCCCUCUUUCCCCAAUGCCUUCUCCUGCCAGCUGUCUCGGGUCCCAGUCAAGUGCUGGCAGUGUGGGGAGCAGCGGGAUGACUGCCACCGUCAGCACCCCGGUCACCAUCCAGAACAUGACAUCGUCCUAUGUCAGCAUCACAUCCCACAUUCUCACCGCCUUUGAUCUUUGGGAACAGGCUGAGGCCCUGGCAAGGAGGAAUAAAGAAUUUUUUGCUCAGCUCAGCACAAAUGUGGGCACCUUGGCCCUCAACAGCAGUUUGGUGGAUUUGGUGCACUAUACAAGACAGGGUUUUCAACGACUCAAACAAUUAACCAGAACACCUUAAUGGAGGCCCAAGUUGACUCAAUGCCUUGGAAACUUAUUUGCACAUUGGAAGCCUCACAUCCAGUCUGGACAUCUGUCUCAUCAGGACGCCGAACUUAAAGCACCGUGACAUGGCCAGGACAUUUGUCCACGUAACCUCUCGAGACCUGUGUGAUCAUUAGUGGGACGCAAUGGUUCUGCAGAAGCAGAGAGAGGAGGGCUGUCGGCCACAGAGAUGAUAUUGCCUUUCCUAACUGAAGGACAGAAGUGCAAUGUAGCCGAUUGGGUGUAGGAGUGGUCUGGAGACAUUUCUGUGUGAGUGUGAUUUUUUUAAAAAGCCAGCAGGAUGCAAGUUGCGAGUGAAUCGAGGAGAAGCAGUCUCCACUCUGGAAGCAAACCCCAUCAUCUCAGUAGCCUCACUAGUCCAUUCCCAGAAGGAAAUUUUUUUUUAAACAAUGAAUUUUGGUGAAGGGCUUUGUGGAUGAUUUUUUUUAACGUUUUGGGGGAAAUAUUUGUUUAAUACAUUCUGAUUGCCAUCUGUAAACCAUAAUGUUGUGAAGGACUCCACUCUGCCCCUCUUUCUGCCAAUGAAUGGUGGUUUUGAUAAUACCAAGUAUUGUCCUAAUUUAUAAAACUGAAGGCGGCCCCCCACCCAGUGGCCUUUAGUCCCACAGAUUCACCACCAGUUGUGCUGCUUGUCAGCUGAGGUCAACGCCGUGGAGGGGGAGCCAUCACAAGGUCGACAGAGACUGUGGAGGACGUGGCCCUGCCCCCUCCCUUCGGUGCAAGGGGCUGGCUAGCAAGGCGGUUGGCAUUGGCCAUCCUCUGAAUGUCCAGCCUUGGGAAAGAAGGGAAUCAACACUGAUACCUGACCAGAUGGAGGAAGUGCUUUUGUGUUGAAAUAGAGCUGGAAUUUGAGGUGCUGUGUGUGGUCUGCAGUAAAUGUGGUAACUCUAAUGUGUCUAACCAACUCAGAGUUUUGUUAGUGAACAAAGAAAAAUGAAAUCUACUUCUUAGAGAGGCUAUAUUUUUCUGCUACAAAUUAUUUUAUAUUUAUAGCAAAACCAGACCUUCCAAUCCCUUUACUGUCUAGGAAAAUUAACUCCCUGAGAGGAUGUGGAGAUUUGGGGAUUAAUUGGACUUUUAAAAAAUUGUCACCACAUGCCUUCACUCCAGUGUUCUUGGUCAACUCGAUUUGAUUACGUUCAGGAGGAACUGUGGCCUUCCCAGACGCUAUUGUCAUACUGUGUGUGUUAAACCCAGUUCGUUCUGAAUGGCAUGGGCUGAAAGAACACAAGUAGAAUUUCCUCAUGCCCAUAAGCACAGGUUUUCUUUUUCAUUGAAACUUUGAAGGUGGUUGUUUUGAGUGCAUUUAUCUGAAAGCCAAUUCUUUUUAUCCCUUCUAGAAAGAGGUAGAAUUUGCACAUGUAUUAAAACUGAGGAGUGUGUAUUGUGUAACUGGUUAAUUCUCCACCCCACUCUGACUCUCUUCAUAUUGUUUCCUACCAAGCAUGUUUCACACUUGGAUAUUUAUUUAUUGUGAAGAAGGGAGAACCGUUUGUAUUUAUACUGAAGACUCCGAGGGUUCCCGUGGUGAAUGUAAGAGCUUUGUUGGUAGUUUGGUGACUACACAAAGGGACGUGCAGAGGACGGGGCAGUGUGUGUCUGUCACAGUGUGAGCUGCUGGUGUGGGUGGAGCUCCUCCUCCGGCCUGUCUUUGCUGACGUGGUGGCUGAGGCCAGACCUCGAUAUGUGACCCUGACUGGCUCCUUUCAUUUACUGAUGCCGUGGAGCAAAGCAGUGUUCCUUUUCAGUGUAUUCGUUCAGACAGACGAUCUGGUGUUCAAAGGACAGUAACUGCCUGGCAGGGUGUGUGCUUACAGCGUUGUGCAGUCACCUCCACAUGUGGGGCACAAGGCACCAGAAUCAGGUGUAUGCGAUGAUUCUAGCAUCUUUCUUUCCUCCUCCUCCUGGGCUGUCCCCUCCCUGUGACCCCUGCCACUCCUGGGAACAAGCGCCUGUCAGCUCUGAAGGCUUAGGUGGCUCCCGUAGGUCCUCACCGAUGCAGAUCGCGCCAGAGCCGCGUUCCAGCAGCCGCGGUGCCACCCCACUGGAGCUACCUUCCAGUGGAUUGAUUAGCCAGUUCUAAAAGAACAAAUUGCUUUCUCAGUGGCCUUUUUCUGAACUCUGUAUUCAAUUUUUAUUUGUCCCUUUAAACUCUUAACAUUUACAUAGAUCAUCAGCUUGUACUCUUCUGGUCAUUGGACAUUUCUUACUCUUACUGCCACACUUACUGUACCCAAAAACAAGUUCCCCAGUGGCUACCUUUAAAGUGCAGUCUGCAAGAGGUAGUGGCUGAUGAGUCCUUUUCGUUCAUGUCUUUUCCCCCUGCUACAGUUGUGUACAGAAGUCUUAAGGACUUUUUAAAUCAUUUGCAUUUUUCCACUUCACGCUUACAAGUUCCAAAGGCACAAUUUGUACUGAGGUAGACAAUUUGGAAAGAUUAGAAAAUAAAAUGAAACCUUGGGACACGUGGAAAUCUUGUCACAGUAGUAACAGUGCACAUUUCAGAGUGACACACACACAAAACAUCUGAAGGAAUAAACACGGUGUGAAUCUCCCCACUAGCACUACAGCAGUGUGUGUGUGUGUCUGUCUGUGUGUGUCUGUGUCUGUGUCUGUGUGUGUCUCUCUCUCCUCAAGAGGAGAUGGAAGAAUGCCGCUUGACUCUCUCCUGUCCUUUGUAAACUGUGAAUGUGUGAAUGUAAGAGCCCUGCCAAGUGACAGGCUCUCCGCACGACACGGGGUUCAGAGGCUACAAACCUAGGCCGUGUGUGGGUGCAGUCAGGGGCCCGGGACGCAGCUGGCAGGAGUGAAUGACCACAGCAGAGCUUGGCCUCCUGGUAUGAUGACUGGAUCAUAAGACCAAGCGGGCAAAGCAAGCAAAUGAUUUUUUUUAAGCAAAAAGUUUAUGGAUUCUUUUAGCCAAAAUUUAUAGAUAUUUCUCCUAGACAAAUUGGACCACACCUCGUUCCCUUGUUCUGUAUUGUGUAACGCCAGAUCUCAGGAUGUUUAGAUGCUAGCAAACUCUACCCCUUUCUGGCACAAGCUUGCCUUAAAUUGAUAUCUUAUAUAUUAACCGUAGUAAGGUCAGGAGCUUACUAUUUUUAUUAUUAUUCUUGUUAAGUGACUUUUGGAAAGAAAAAAACCAUUUUGUCCUCCACAAUGAACAAAAUUUGUUUCAGAUAUAUAAAUAUAUAUAUACACACACACACACACGCAUGCACCUAGAGAUUGAAUUGGGUUUAUUCCUUACACCUUUGUUAAGCAAACCCAGUUUUCAAAUUGUCCAUGUGUGUUUUGCCAUGGCUCCAGUAGGCGUGACGUGGGCCUUCACACCUUCUCGUCUGCUUUAUGAAGUUUGCAGUGCAUUUGUGCAUCUCGCAGUAAAUGAAAUAAGGUUUGAGGUUGGACUUUUUUUAAUGUACUUAAAAAUGUCUCCCUGCCUCCUACCAGAUUCUCGCUCCCUUUUUUCUUAGUGAUUUUCUUAAACACUACAACACAUCUUUGAAAAACAUUGCCACUUCAUCUGUGACACUCUUUACCAGUAACUAGCAGUAUUUAAAUCUUGAAAGAAUAUUUGGACUUCUUUGAGGGAACACAGAGUUACAGAUUUGGGUGUGGGGACGGAAGCUCGUUCCCAUCGCAGCUGUAGGGGCGGCCGGGAUCCGGGACACAGGACUUGGGCUUUGUCUUCCUUUCUCUGGCAGUUGCCUCUCUGGCUUUUAGUCCCAUUUAGAGUGAGUGGAUGGGAGGUGUUUUCCCGUGUCUGUUUUGUUUUCUUUUCUUUUCGGCUCAUCUUGCUGCGGGGAGGUGCGAUGGCCAAACACAGUGAUGUUGGAGAGUUCUUUCCAACGUGGCGGGUGGUAUUUCUGUGGCGUGAAUCUCAAGUGUGCAAUCCAGAUGUGUGCGUUUCUUGGUAACAGAGUACCCAUCUCUUCAUGAAUCGUGAGCACUGAGCAUGCCUUUUAGUUCUUAUUUAUGAUGAACUGACAAAUGCCAGCUACCACUAUCCUUCAGGCAGCUGUCAGCUUCUCCUUGUUUUCCGGGAAGCCGCACUUCUGCACGUCAGACGUCAGUAGGUACCGCUAUGGGCAGAGGAGCGUUCGCACGUCUCUACCUAAGAGGGAGCCCAAGAGGGCAGGAAGGAAACCCUACAGCUCGUCAGUGUCUGUUGAGACGCCGGCCUGGGAAGACCCCUGACAGGAGGCUGGCUGAGCUGCCCUGCGCUGCAGGCGGUGGCUGCCCCAAGCCCGAGAACUUGCUUUGCAGAAGAGUAGAUGCUGAAGUAUGCUCAGCACAGGCAGUAUUAACUUUGCUUUUUGUCCGGCCAUCAGCACGUGGUGUUAAAAUUUCUGUACAUCCUCCCUCAGAUACCAAGAAUACACUGUCCAUGCUGGGGUGUGUGUGCGUGUACGUGUGUCUCCCAAAUCUUGGUGUGUCCCCCCCCCCCUUUUUUUUUUCUGAAUGUGAUCAUGUUUUGGAUGAUACCUGAGCAGGGUUGCCUUUUUUUAUUUAUUACCAUUAUAUAUUAUAUUAUAUUAUAUAUUUUUGCUUUCUUAUAACAUUAGAGGAAAGUUAAAUCUUCAUAUUAAUAAAAUUGUUUAAUAAAGGAAUGAAUUGUCCAGUUGAUAAAUGAAAGUCACUGGUAUAUCUUUAGCGAGUUUUCUUUAAUCACUGUGGAGUACUGUGCCAGCUGUCGUCGACACAAUGAUUUUGUAUGUAGGGUAGGGAGCAGUGAUGCUCUCAACAGGAAGAUGGCGAGGCAAAUUAAUGGGGAGGGGGACUCCCUGCAUUUUAUCUACUUCAGCAAUGAAACUGCAACUUGGGGCUUUUGUGAAUAAAAUUUAGCUGCCUCGUAUAGUCCUUUGAAAGAGACAUACACGAUCUCUGAGAAAAUUAUAGUUUGUUUUUUUUUUAGAAGAAAAAUGUGCAAAAGAUCUUUCCAAAGAUGAUGUGCCACAGAUCUUUUGUUUGUUGUUCUCUGUAAUGAGGAUCAAAUGCUGUUUAAACGAAGAACUGACUUGUUCAUCUUGGAAUCCUUUCUUUCCACAAAAGGAUCAAGCCGCAUAAAAACAAUAAAGGUUUAGAGAAAUCGUUGGUGUUGGA
This is a messenger RNA of Oryctolagus cuniculus (rabbit), 11631 nucleotides long. It is a transcript of the gene AFF1, whose product is annotated as ALF transcription elongation factor 1. NCBI's taxonomy places the organism in Eukaryota, Metazoa, Chordata, Mammalia, Lagomorpha, Leporidae. The record is from RefSeq and is a predicted model, not a curated record. Gene Ontology annotation, biological process: regulation of gene expression. Gene Ontology annotation, cellular component: super elongation complex; nucleus.